AUGCCAAAACUCAGCCACUCUGACUAUUAUACAGAACCUAGAAUCCAAGAACUGGCGGCAAAGGAAAGGGCUGAACAAGGGUUUUGCCGCCGUGUGAAGGAUUUUGUGGUUGGACGGCACGGUUAUGGUAGCAUCAAGUUCAUUGGGGAGACGGAUGUGAGGCGACUUGAUCUUGAGUCUCUCAUCCAGUUUAACAACCGGGAGGUGAUUGUGUAUGUGGACGAGAACAAGAAGCCUCCUUUUGGACAAGGUCUUAACAAGCCUGCUGAGACUGGACAUCACUAUACAGAGGGACCAAGAAUUGAUAAGUACAAAGAGCUGCUCAAAAGAAAUGCCGAGGAUCAAGGUGCUGAGUUUGUGUCUUAUGACCCCAUCAAAGGAGAAUGGAAGUUCAAGGUUAACCAUUUCAGUGAGCACAGGCUUGACGAUGAAGAUGGAGAUGACUGAUAUGCAUGCUGCUCCUUUUUGCUGGGCUAAAUGCUAGACAUAUUUUGUUUUUAGUGGAUGGUUUUUUCUUGCCUUUGCAGAGUGUAGAAAAGCAUGCAGUGGGAUCAACUGUUCAACAAAGGUGCUCUUUCGGGUGAGUUCUAUUAUUAUUAAUUUUUUUUGUUGUAUUGUUUUUUUCUCCUUUUCUUUCCCAUUUUUUGUGAGCCUUUUAAUUAUCUUGGUUUCAACUGUUCUGGGAAGAUAAGAUGAUGUGUUUGGUGUUGGUAAGAUGACGUUCAUUGUUUGUAAUACUAAUCUGCUAUUGUUAUAUUUUCUGGCUGGCAUAAGCAAUCCGUGUGUCAACACGCCAAAGUGGCGAUUUUGCAUCAGACAAAUGUAUAUCCCUCGAAAAUGCAGUGGAUUAAUAUGCGGGAAUGUCGUUGCAAUUUCAUGUUUUAUGUUUCUAAGAGCAGUCUG
Messenger RNA from Ilex paraguariensis (yerba mate), 903 nucleotides. NCBI's taxonomy places the organism in Eukaryota, Viridiplantae, Streptophyta, Magnoliopsida, Aquifoliales, Aquifoliaceae. The record is from the annotation of a GenBank genome assembly.